CUCUUCUGAUUGGUCGGCCCUGUCCGGCGUCACAGAUCCAAGAUGGCGCCUACCUUGGUUGCGCAUGUUGUCGCAGAUGCUGGAGCGUUCCUGAAGAAAGCUCCUCUGCAGGAAAUCGGCAGCACAAUCUACACCCUGAAGGACGUGGUGGAUGAGAUCAGAGACAAACCGACUAGGAGGAGUUUAGCCUUCCUCCCGUACCAACUGCACUUCAAAGAGCCGCACCCUGAACACAUCAGACAUGUGACGGAGUUCUCUAAGAAGACCGGAGAUUACCCGAGUCUGUCGGCGACCGACAUCAAAGUCCUCGCUCUGACCUACCAGCUGGAGCUGGAGCACGUCGGGUCCAAACACCUGAAGAAAGAGCCCGAAGUUAAGGUGAACAUCCACAGCACUCAGCGCCACCCGGAGACUCCGGUCAACGUCGCCGGGUUCUUCUUACCCUCCAAAGAAAAGAAGUCUUCAGAGAGCGAUACUGUACGACAGACUCGCACGUUUCCAGACGGAGAUCCCUUCAACAGCUUCCAGUUCUGGAGGCCGACGCUGCCGACCGUGGACCGAGAGCUGCUGCAGCUGCUGGAUCCUCAGGAGGUUUCAGAUCCAAAGAUCAGAGAGAAGCAGACGGACAGACAGACGGAAACAUCUUCAGAAGCCUUCAACGCCUUCCAGUUCUGGAGGCCGCCGCUCGCCUCCAUCGACUCCCUGAUGCACCUGCUGAAUUUGGACGAUGUGUCAGAUCACAGAGGCGACUCGUCUCUGCAGACGGAGGACGAGGACAAAGAGAACGAGCCUGAAGAGGAGGAGGAAAAUGAAGAUGAAGAGGAGGAGGAGGAUGAGGAUGAUGGUGGAGGAUGGAUCACUCCCAGUAACAUCAACCAGGUGAAGUUGGAGUCCUCUGAUUGGACGGCUCCCGCUGAUGUCACAGUCGGGUGUCUGACCACCGACUUCGCCAUGCAGAACGUUCUGAUCCAGAUCGGGCUUCACGUUCUGUCCGUGAACGGCAUGCUGAUCAAACAGGCGAGGAACUACAUCCUGAGGUGCCACGCCUGCUUCAAGACGACGAGCAACAUGAGUAAAGUGUUCUGUCCUCACUGCGGGAACCGGACUCUGAAGAAGAUCGCAGUCACCAUCACCGAGGACGGCAGCAAACAGAUGCACUUCUCCAAGAACCCAAAGGUGCUGAACAGCAAAGGACUGAGGCACUCUCUGCCGCUGCCUCAGGGCGGGAAGCACGGGAACAACCCUCAGCUGGUGGAGGAUCAGCGCUUCCCGCAGCAGAGACUCUCCCGGAAAGCCCGGCAGAAGACGAACGUGUUCGACCCGGACUACGUCUCCGGAGCGUCGCCCUUCAGCCAGAACGACAUCUACAGCCGCGCCGCUAACCUGCAGAUCCGCGACGGGCAGGGGGGCGGCGGCCGGCGGCGCGCUAACCCCAACGCCGCGCACAAGAAGUUUGUGAAGAAGAACUGAGAGACACCGGGCUGCACAUUUAAUUAAUGGGCCCAAACACCACUGCACAUCUGGGACAUUAGAGGGCUGGGCGAUGGAUGCUAUAACCAUUUGACUUAAUAUCCGGUUAUACUUUGGAUAUGGUAAUGUCUUAAAGUCAGUCAUUUCACAUAAAUGAUCAUUCAUCCCGAAACUCAGCGUGUUAAUAUUCUCUUAAGGCACUAAAAACCUAUUCAUUGGCAAUAUCACAAUGUGUCUCAGGAAUUACGUUUUCAUUAUUUUCAAAUAUUAACUACAUAAAGUGGUUAAAUAAUCUAUAGUUAUAUAUUGCUUCAUUAUACUACCAUAUAUAAUAGAAAUCAUGGCUGCAGGAUAUGAAGUCAGAUAUCGUGAUCAUUUUUGAGAGAAUACUUCAAAUCCAAAACGGUUGGAUAACCCCAUUAUCAGAUGUAGUGGCUAAAGGGUAAUUGAUAACAAGGCAAUAACAGUCUAGAGAAUGACAUGCUAUAACUGUCAUUUAGUUUAAAACCAGGAGAAGACGUGGAUGUUAUCAGAAACCUAUGAGUUGAUGUGUUAUAAAUAGUGCCCAGCCUGGUUGCGGGUAAAGAGUGUGCUACAGAGCCAGGGGAGCUGGGUAUAUGAAACAAGAAGGUCACAAGUUUGUUAGAAACACGUAUUUUUGUCAGGGAACCGAAUAAUCUAAAUUAUAUAUUUUAACCCCCCCCCCCCCCCCGGCUCUGUGAUGUAUUUUUAAACCCUAAUAAGCGGUUCUGCAUGUUCAGUAUAACACAGUAAAGCAUGCGACCUGCAGAACGGCCCGGUACCAGCAACAGAAACAUGAUCCAUUCUACACCAAUAAAGGUUCCAACUGCAUCUGA
Messenger RNA from Eleginops maclovinus (Patagonian blennie), 2327 nucleotides. It is a transcript of the gene nob1, whose product is annotated as NIN1 (RPN12) binding protein 1 homolog. The transcript has 10 exons. Gene Ontology annotation, cellular component: preribosome, small subunit precursor. Lineage: Eukaryota; Metazoa; Chordata; Actinopteri; Perciformes; Eleginopidae. The record is from RefSeq and is a predicted model, not a curated record. Gene Ontology annotation, biological process: ribosomal small subunit biogenesis; maturation of SSU-rRNA. Gene Ontology annotation, molecular function: RNA endonuclease activity. The coding region runs from base 43 to 1470 and encodes 475 amino acids.